Messenger RNA from Aspergillus ibericus CBS 121593, 6192 nucleotides. Its product is annotated as NACHT domain protein. Bases 1 to 6192 code for a protein of 2063 amino acids. The record is from RefSeq and is a predicted model, not a curated record. Gene Ontology annotation, molecular function: protein binding. The transcript has 4 exons. NCBI's taxonomy places the organism in Eukaryota, Fungi, Ascomycota, Eurotiomycetes, Eurotiales, Aspergillaceae.
AUGGCUCCAUCUAUCCUGUCCCCCGUGCCGGGCAGCUUUCCCUCCCCCCUCUCCCCCAAGAUACCCAGACGCAUCUCGGGAUUUGCUGAGAGCGACACACUCUCCAACAAUGGCAUGUCUCGCUCAAUUACGUCCCGGAGGGUAUCCUCCCGUCGGAUGGACCCUCAGGAGACCGAGAUCUCUAGACGGCUGUCUUCUCUCCACCGUCAGAACGGCGGUGAGCUGGGCAUGGCCCUCACGGGUGACUCCUAUGAGAUGGUCCUGUCCUGGAUUCAUGAUGAGCGUAUGAGCCUCAUGCCCCCUGAGGGCAGCAGCUAUGACAAGGUUUUGGGCUGGGCACAACUGUUCGUCGAAAGACUACGGACCUUCGAGUUGGCCAUCGAGGACUUCACCAAUGUCAGCGGCCUUGCCUUCCAGAUGGCCUACGGAUACUGUCUCUCACUCCUCAAGCUGGGUGACGAGAACGCCUCCGCGUUGAUGACCUCCUUUGGCUUUUUCUACAGCAACUCAUCCGCACUUGGGAACCUCCUCGAACGGACAGAGCUCUUCAGUGUCACAGGCGAUAUUCGGAGGCAGCUCGUUCAGGCGUUGGAAGACCUGGUGCACCUGGUCGCCCGUGUGUCCACCCGCUUUCAGAAAGCCGUUCUGGAGCUGGGCGAGGAGUCUGAAUAUGAAUACAUUAACAUCUACGAGACCUUUCCGGAGGAGAUCCACAGGUUCCGCCGAGGUUGCGAGGAGAUCGGCGAGUCCAUGUGGCAACAGCAGCUCUUGAAGGAGGUCGGAGAUGAAGGCAAAGUCGCCGACGUCAAGGCUGUCAAGUCGUGGCUCACCCCGGAAGAUCGAGUCCUUUCCAACGUUGCCGAAACGGUCUCACAUCUUGCCCAUGACCGCGAGGAGAUGACCUGCCGCUGGGUCAAGCCCUCCUUAUUCGACUUCUUGGCGAGCCAGCACAGGGUCCUGUCCAUUGCCGGCAAGGCAGGUUCCGGUAAAACCGUCUUGGCUUCCGUGAUCGUUGACAGCUUGCAACACCCCAUCCGCGGGAUCACUUACAAGACGCUGUUCAUACCCAUCAAUGCCCGACUUCCGGCGGGAACUCGUCCCCGAGCUAUCGCCAAGGCCAUUCUGUCUCAGCUGUUCGAAAAGCGCAUUGGCAAUGUUCAGCUCCUCCAGAUCCUGAGCGAUGCCCUGCAGCGCAGCAAGAAGGCCACCAAUGACAAUGACUAUGACAACAUCCUCUGGAACGCGUUGGAGCGCGCCUUGGGUGCCGCGCUUCGCGGCGCCAAGGAGCUUGUCAUCGUCGUGGAUGGCGUCGACGAGGCUUCCUGCGGUGAAGCCGCCCUUCUGCAGAAGCUGACUUCCGCUACCCUUGCGGGCACCAACGUAAAGCUGAUUGCCCUUGGUGCACAAAAGCCCUCUCCAGCCCCGGGCCACGCCUGUGUGCAGGUCACGGAAGAGCGGAUCUUCGAGGACAUUGCCACUGUGGUUCGAGCCCAGUUCCUGGAGCACAAGGAAAGCGUGGUCUUCCCCGAGCUGGAUGAGAAUGAGCAGGAGGAAAUCGUAGAUCGCAUCACCAAUGCGUCCCAGGGAUCCUUCCUUUGGGCCAAGCUCGCAGUGAAGGGCGUUCGCGUCGCAGAAAACGUCGAGGCCCUGCUCAAGGCCGUGGACGUUGUUGUCAGUGCUAAGCGGACCAUCACCGACUUCGUUCUUGAGACUGUGCAGCAGAAAGGAGUCACUGAUGAGGCUCGCUUGAUGUUGUUGUGGCUUGCAACCGCCGACCGUCCCCUUCUCAUCAAGGAACUGCAGACUUUGGCCUCGAUUCAGGUUGAUAAAAUGGCCAUCGCCGAGGGCAACCAGCUUGAACCGUUGAAAGUCCUCAGACCCGUCAACUCCCUGGUGUACAGGCAGGAUGGACAGGUGUACCUUCGUCACGGUCUCGUCCGCAAUGCGGUCUUGGAGGCCUUCACCAAGGGCAAGCUUAUCCCGAGCAUCAAGGACCGGCAUGUCGACUUUGUUACCCGGCUUUUGAUUUACAUUAAGUCCUGUGUCAUUGAGCCACAGGCCAAGGAUCCCUCUCUCUCUCCGCUCAAUGCCUAUGAGACCGAUUCAUUCAUCAGCCGAUACCCCCUACUUGACUUUGCGGUCCGUUACUGGGUCUCGCACAUCCGACAGACGACGGUGUUUGUCAAUCAGGGCGAGGUUCCUGCGGCCAAGGAGUUUGCCAAGGUGUUCCCGGGCUCCAUUACCUUUCUCCUGUUGCAAACCACUCUGUGGGCCAACAGACCGACGCCUGAGCUGUUGACGUACCAGACCACUGUCACCACGUUCUGCCGCCAGAUCUUGACCCCGAACAACCGGGUGACUCUCCAGUCCAUCAUCAACUUGGCCCUCUUCUUCCGCGAUGUUGAUUACGUCCCAGAGGCCACCACAUUGUUCUUCGAGGCUACCACGCUGAGCCGCACCUUGCUGAACGCUACUCCAUCCUUCACCGCACAGUUGGCCAGCAUUUUCCUCGAGCUCACUGUGAGCAGAGUCACCGAGACUAAAACGGAGAUCAUGACCAAGAGAGAGCAGAUUCUCGUGCUCCUUGUCGACUGCUACACGAAGCUCUACGGGGAGACCCACAAGACCGUUAUCACCACCCGAGAACAGCUGGUAAAGCACUAUCAGACGAUCAAGGAGUUCCAGAAGGCCGAGGAAAUUACCCGGCUGAUAAGACUGGUUACUACCGGUGAACAAGGUACCCAGUCCCGUGAAUUUCACGGGGAUUGGGGUGUGCGCGUCAGAGGACAUCACCGCAAGGUCAUCCAGACGAGAAUCAACGACUUUCUGGAGGCCGAGGAGCACGACGAACUGAUUGACCGGUUUGAAUCGUUCGACUUUGAGGCCAGGAUCAAGGAGGCCGAGCGGUAUGCUGCUGAAGGCAAGUUUGAGCUCGCGGAGCGCAUCUACGUGGAGAUCUGGCAGCGUGUGAGCAAGGAGUGCCGUACCAACUACUCGGCCCUCUGGGAAGAGAGGAAGAUGGCGUCUGUUCUUGCCUACUCCAAGUUCCUCAAGACUCAGAAGAGAGAACAGGAUGCCUCCUCGAUCUUGACCAGUGUUUGGCAGGAGUAUGAGCAGACCAGCAUGUCCAUCUCCGAGACUUCGGUCUCUCAUUUCCAAGAAAUUGCCAAGAUGAUGAAGGUUGUGGGACUGUCUACCCUGGCUUUGACCGUCUUCAAGCACUGCUCUGAAUACUACAAGAGUAGCAAUCGGACCCAAACUUCCAGCUACAAGGAGGUGCAGCAGAGCAUCCAGAGUACUUCGAAGGAGGUCAUGCAGUCCUUCAGCAGCUCCUCCACAGUCACUUCGGAGACGACCCUUGAGGAAAUGGUCUACGAGGCAUCGACUUCCAUUGCCACUGUCGACCAGACAUCUUUCACUGCCACGCACAGCCUCAUCGGUCUAUACGUUGAGCAGCACCGCUGGCAGGAUGCGACUCGGGUGAUCAAGAGAGUCCUUCACGGGGUUUGGCCUUCUCUCUUUUCUGCCAACCUGCAGGAUGUCACCCUCCCCACAAAGCACGUUGAAAGCUGCGUCGAACUUGCCGAGCGUCUCGCCAAGUGCUAUUACGCCCGCCGUCGUUUGAGCAAGGAAGAGGACAUCCGCGUUCGCAUUUACCGCGCAUUCCGGGCUGGGAGAAAGGUUGAUGACAAGCUCUGGGAACGCAUCACCAAUGAACUGCUGCGCUUGUUGGAGCGCAACACGCAGACCGACCAGAUCAUCAACCUUCGUCAGGAGUUGUUGAAUGACUACAUCAAGCAUUACGGUCCUGAGAAUCCUGUCGUUAUCAAAACCCUGUGGACUCUGGCCGAACUAACGCGGCCUCGUCCCAUCUUCGUUGACUACUACCUGCAAAUUGUCCGCACCCUGAACAAGGACUCCCCCACCUGCCACCCCGAGGCCUUUGAGCCACUGGUCAUUGUUGCGACCGAACUCUGGAACCAGGGCCGCUACUCGGAUGCUGUUCAGUACUUCAGGAUCAUCUUCACCACCUUCCUGAAUCAGCCCAAGCAAAGCCCCAAGUUCCAGGACCAGAACUUUGUGCGGGAGAUCUUCAGCCGGUACACCCACUGCUUGCGCAGUGUCCGCACGGAGUUCACGGUGCUGCACCAGGUCACAGUCGAAUACCACGCCAAGGUCAAGGCGGUGUUCAGUGCGACAGCUUCCAUCAGCCUCCAGGCUACGCUGACUCUGGCGAGGCUGUGCCAGGAGUCAAAGCAAUACGAGCUUCAGGCGAUUACUCUCUACGAAGAGCUCCUCAAGACUAAGUCCGAGGAACUUGAUCUUCAGAGCAUUUCCAGUACCCUGGACGCCAUUUAUGAGGAGCAGGCGGCGAUUGUGACCUCAACCAAAUCAGAGUCGGUGUCUGCUGCUCAAGUUGAGCGCGCUAUUAAGUUCUUGAGGAAGCGCACCAGCACCGUGCGCAAGAUCCACGGUUGGGCCCAUGAGGAAUCGCUUGCCAGGAUGAAGGAGAUGAUCACAUUCCACGCUGAGCGCAAUGAAACCGAGACCGUGGUGCAGGAGCUCAAGGAAGCGACCGUGCAGAUUCUGUCUUCGGAGACGUCCUCGACCCGGUUGGUUGCGGCCGCAUCGACGAUCGCCGCCAGCUACAUCGCAUCCAACCAGGUCCAGAAGGCUACUGAGCUUACUCACGAGAUCUAUCGCCAGAUUGUCAUGAAGGAUACCACCAACGCCAAGUCGGUGCAAUUCGACCUGGCAUCCAAGGAGCGUCAGAGCCUCACGUUCCUGGCCCAGCUCGAGUACAGUCUGCGCCGCAGCUCGUCCACCACCAUCACUGAGAUCCUUGCUGCGUUGACGACGGAGUAUGUCUACUUUGAAGAGUUCCACAGCCAGCUCAAGUCCAAGACGAGCUCCAUCCACACGGUCUCUGUGUCCACCGCCCGCCUUUACCACUUCUUGAUCGCCAACAACCGCCAGGCCGCCGCUGCCCGCGUGUUUGAUGACUUUGUCGACUAUUUCGUCGCAACCGAAGGCAAGCGGGUCAAGUUGACCGAGCCUGCACAGGUGCGGAUCUUUGUCGAGACCAUCCUGCGCCACUUCAGCUCCUACCGCUCGGAUGACUUUGUCCGCUCGAUCGGUAUCACCAGCAACGAAUACGUGGAUCAGUUGCUGAAGAGCCAGAGAUGGGGUAGUGCCUGUGAUCUGGCCCUGGCCUCGUUCCACUAUAUCAAGUCCCACGAAGAGGUCUAUCGCUCCGUCGGGAUUGUCAAGUUCAUCUUCACGCUGGGUAUGACUAUCGCCGGCCGCGAUCUUGUCGCGCGCCCUGACGAAGCCUCGCGCACGAAGAUGCUGCGGGUCUCCGGUAUCAUUAUCAAGGAGGCACUCAGCGUCAUCAAGGGCCUGAAGCUCGACAUGAGCGGCGUGAACUUCGAGCAGCUCAGCAAGCUGAUCGGGCUGCUCGGUGAGCAGCAAGACUACGCGAACCUGGCGUGGCUUCUCACCAUUUUGUGGGACAGUCGCGAGGCCCACCGCAACUGGCCCCACUACACCCUGGCUCUGGGACACCGUCUCAUCAUUGCCCGGCUCCAGAUUGGCAAGCAGAAGGACGCCAUUCGUCUGGCCGAGGACAUUGCUUACAACUGCCGUCGCGUGCACGGACCCCGUCACCCCAGCACACUGGAGAUGUCGGUCCUGUUGACGCAGCUGUACACCAAGGUGGCGACCAAGGCCCACAAGGAGCUGGCCAACCGCUACUACAAGAAGUCUGCUGGCGUGCACGAGGGCAUCCUGCGUGCCUUCAGCGACCCGUACUACGCCGACUUCGAGGGUGGCCUGGAGGCCACUCUGAGCAUCGACGGCUCUGCGUACGAGGUUGACGUGCAUGACACCGCUGACAGCAACUUCUCCGAGGGUGAGCAUGUCAAGCAGCACAUGAAGCUGUUCAAGCUGGCUGUGGAGCGUCUGGGAGACUGGCCUGGCGACUACAGUGACUACGAGCGCAUGAACGCUGAUGUGUUCCGCGAGUUCCCGGACGAGAUGAAGGGGGUGGAGGGAGUUGAGAAAUGGAACCUGAAGUCGUUUGGCGGUGGCAAGGCCGAGAGCGAUGAGGAUGUGUUGAACCUGAACCUGCAGACUUGGGAUAUUCUCGAUACCCACGUGAGCCCUGCUGCGGUGGAGGAGGAAGAAUUGUGA